AUGCACGCGUUCACGCUACUCGUCACUGCUGCUUCAGCAGCGCUCGGCGUAGUCGCCAGCCCGACAGCGCUCAAGACACGACAGGCUGCCAGCUACGUUGGAUACCUUAUCUCGACUUUUUCCGAUGCUAGGCCUCAAGUUCAACAGUACCUUUCUAAUGGGAACAGUCCCUCGAGCUUCACCUUCUUGAAUAGUGGCGAGCCCAUCCUCGCGUCAACAGUCGGCACGAAGGGCGUCAGGGAUAUCUUCCUGACAACGAAUGAUGACCGGUCUCAAUAUUAUCUCAUUGCCACCGAUCUCGACAUCAACGCCGAUGGGUUCUCGUGGGACGCAGCUACGAGGACAGGAAGCCGCGGGAUUGUGGUAUGGAGUUCGACAAACCUCGUGGACUGGUCUGAGCCUUCACUCAGAACUGUGGACAGCGCAACAGCAGGAAUGGUAUGGGCGCCAUCGGCCGUCUACAAUACCGGGGACGGUCUCUUCUACGUCUUCUGGUCCGCACGCCACUACGCCGAGUCCGACACCGCCCACACCGGCACCGCCACCCUGGACAGGAUCCGCUACGCCACGACCGCGGACUUCGAGACUUUCAGCGCGCCGUCGGACUACCUCGCGCUAGCAGACACACCACUCAUCGACCAAGAAUUCCAGUAUUUGGGCACGAGCGGUGCGUACGCCCGGUUCCUGAAGAACGAGACCGUCAAUCAGGUAUACCAGGAGACCACAACAGGCGGGCUGUUUGGCACGUGGACGCGGAUCCCGGGAUAUGUCAGCAGCCUGAGCCCAGCUGAAGGCCCCGCGGCGUACGCGGACAACGUCACACCGGGCUUGUAUCACCUGCUGCUGGACGACUACACACAGUACAGGCCCUUUGAGACGUCGGACAUCGCGGGAGGGUCGUGGUCUAGCUCGAGCACGAGCGGGUUCCCCUCGGGCUUGAAGCAUGGGUCUGUGACGCCGGUGACUCAGGCAGAGUACGAUGCUAUCUCGGCUAAAUAUCUGUAG
This is a messenger RNA of Diaporthe amygdali, 1005 nucleotides long. RefSeq lists its product as uncharacterized. The transcript is spliced from 3 exons. NCBI's taxonomy places the organism in Eukaryota, Fungi, Ascomycota, Sordariomycetes, Diaporthales, Diaporthaceae. The record is from RefSeq and is a predicted model, not a curated record. Bases 1 to 1005 code for a protein of 334 amino acids.